AUGACACAGUCAGAGCCGUUCGCAGUAACAGGACUCGAGUUUGCCGGGCCACUGUGGAUAAAGGCACAACGUUCAGCAAAGGAGGCAUACUUCGUAAUUUUUGUGUGCGCAGUGACCAGAGCCGUACACCUUGAACUUGUAGAAGCAAUGUCAGCGACCGCGUUUCUACUGGCGUUCCGGCGGUUCGUAGCGCGGCGAGGAAUACCCAAAGUUGUCUAUAGUGACAAUGCCAAGGCUUUCCGCAAGAGCAACAAGGAGAUUAGAAAAUUAUGGGAUGUGACACACGGUCAUGAAAUCGAAGAGAAGAUUGCUGAAUGGAGAGUAGAGUGGCGGUAUAACGUACCAUAUACCCCAUGCUGGGGCGGCUUCUACGAACGUCUAUUACGAUCGGUGAAAGUCACCUUGAAGAAGACGAUCGGCGCAAGAUGUCUGAAGGAAGCCGAACUCAAUACCAUUCUCACAGAAGUCGAAGCCGUCCUGAACUCUCGUCCAAUAACAUUCGUGUAUGAGGAGGAAGGUACGCAUCCACUGUGUCCAUCGGCAUUCCUGACGGGAAAGCGAUUGACAACGCUACAGAACACCAAAGCUAGCGAUGUACCAGAGAGCAGUGGCAGUACUCUACAGAUAAUGUGGCAGAAACGGGCAGAGAAUUUGAAUACCUUCUGGAAGAGAUGGUCCGCGGAAUAUCUCACGGAGCUCAGGAACUUUCAUAACAAAAGCAAAGGAGGACAACGUCAAGUGGAUGACAUCGUGAUCGUCCGCGAUGACAGAAAGAAGAGACAAGGAUGGUCGACGGGACAAAUAAUACGAAGCUUUCCAGGCAAAGACGGAAAAACACGGGCUUUCGAGGUCCGCAUGUCAGAUCGAACCACAGUGCUACGGCCUGGAGAUCUGCUAUAUAAACUCGAGGUGUAA
Molecule: messenger RNA, 915 nt
Organism: Ornithodoros turicata
Lineage: Eukaryota; Metazoa; Arthropoda; Arachnida; Ixodida; Argasidae
Exons: 1
Coding region: 1-915 (304 amino acids)
Biological process (GO): DNA integration
Molecular function (GO): nucleic acid binding
Source: RefSeq, a predicted model, not a curated record